Messenger RNA from Aricia agestis (brown argus), 1546 nucleotides. It is a transcript of the gene Zip48C, whose product is annotated as zinc transporter ZIP11. Gene Ontology annotation, molecular function: zinc ion transmembrane transporter activity. The coding region runs from base 134 to 1180 and encodes 348 amino acids. Lineage: Eukaryota; Metazoa; Arthropoda; Insecta; Lepidoptera; Lycaenidae. Gene Ontology annotation, cellular component: membrane. The record is from RefSeq and is a predicted model, not a curated record. Gene Ontology annotation, biological process: zinc ion transmembrane transport. The transcript is spliced from 7 exons.
AGAUAAUAUACAUGUGCAUUGAAAGUAUAUAAAGAUCGUAAAGAUAAAAACAAAUUACUUAAUGAGUAAACUCGCAAUACGCACCAUAAUUUUGCUCAAAUAAAGUCAUACUAAAUAUUGUUUCGUUUCAAAAAUGAUCGAAGGAUACGGAGCCGUAACACAAGCUUUGCUUGGUACUUUAUUGACGUGGGGUCUCACCGCCGCUGGUGCCGCGUGUGUCUUCUUUAUCAGAGGAAAACAUAGAAAACUACUGGAUGUGUCUCUAGGAUUUGCUGCGGGUGUGAUGACAGCCGCCUCCUACUGGUCUCUUCUGGAGCCAGCUAUUAAUAUGUGCAAAGAUUCUGAAAUCUAUGGGAAUUAUGCAUUUGCUCCCGUCGUAGCAGGAUUUAUGUUGGGAGCAGUGUUUGUUUUUGGAACAGACAAAUUUUUGGAUUACCUUGGAAUAAAUUCUACUAAUAUGAUGAUCUCGAUCACCAAAAGCAAGGAGUCCAAGUCUAAGGAGAAGCUGGAAGACCUGGAGAUGAUGGCGGCGCUGAACCGGCGGCCGUCCAACCCGACCGUGGUCACCAUGGAGACGCCCGCAGAGUUCGGCGACUGCAUCACCAACCAGCACACCGCGCAGCGCCGGAGAGGACACCAUCAGUCUAAUAACUCGCUGAAAGCGGACGUCGACGACGGUCGAGAAGCAGUCGCGCGGGCGAUGGCGGUGCGCCAGUCCCAGUGGAAACGCAUCAUGCUGCUAGUGGUGGCCAUCACCGUCCACAACAUACCCGAGGGCUUGGCCGUGGGCGUCAGCUUUGGUGCCGCUGCCUCGUCAGCCCAGGCCUCGUUUACUAGCGCCAGAAAUUUGGCGAUUGGGAUCGGUAUCCAGAAUUUCCCAGAAGGACUAGCGGUCAGCUUGCCGUUGCAGUCCGCCGGGUUUUCAGUAUGGAGAGCCUUCUGGUACGGACAGCUGUCGGGGAUGGUGGAGCCGGUGUUCGGCGUGCUGGGGGCGGUGGCGGUGGGCAUCGCGCGCCCCGCCCUGCCCUACGCGCUGGCCUUCGCUGCCGGCGCCAUGAUAUACGUCGUGGUCGAUGACAUCAUCCCGGAGGCUAACUCAUCCGGCAACGGCAAGCUGGCGACGUGGGGCUGCGUCAUCGGCUUCACGGUGAUGAUGUGUCUGGACGUGGGCCUGGGGUAACCACAACCACCACCACCACCACCACCACCGCACGGCCUUCCACCGUCAUCGGUACACUGUCUUUUGAUAUAGGUUCAUAGUGGAGACUGUACGGUUAUUUUACUUCAUGCUCGGGCUAGCAGGCGCAGGAAUUUAGAGAGGGGGAGGGAUAGUUUUUUUUUUUUAUAUGUAGCGCACUCCGCUAUGUCGAAAUUAAACAAACGUAGUAAUUAAGGGGUUCUACGAGAUUAUGUCGUCAUUGAGGUGCUAUCAGAGGUAAAAUAACUGUGAACAGUCUGUAUUCGUAUCAUAAUUACGCUGGCGUCAGUGCAAUGGUCGUGUUUUAACUUUUUAUUUAUUUUACCUAUAUUUAUUUUUAAUGAUAGU